UCGGGUGUCAUCCCAGUGUGACACAUGAAUUUUGUGACAGCAUUGCGAUGGUGACGCCUAUCAGUGGUUUUCUCCGGAGAUUGCCGCUCGCAUGGUUGGUGCUAGCAACAUUUCCGGAUUCCUUUCCUGACCGUGUUGUGACCUCUGCUUCAGCGAAGAAAAUUGGUGGACCAGUUCGCUUAGCUGGCCCCAAGAAGGAGAACAAAUGGAGGUACUUGAGCAAAUUUGGCUACGACAUCGGCACUGGGAGUUUCGACUUCCGUUUCCAGUUGUCAGCGCCAAAAAGUAUCCCAGAACCUGCGGUGAUUCAGCUGGAGGUUUACCUCGAUGAACAGUGGGCUGAAGUAGAGUCUGAACCUGUGAUGUGCGAUCGGCAGAGAUAUGCUAAGCAGGUUCGGAAUAUUUCUAUUGGCCCUGGCGCGAAUUGGACUGAUUGGUCCACAGGCACCUUGAGCCAAAGUGUCCGGCCUCACAUAUGGUACUUUGUUGUGUCUGAUUGUCGGCACACGCUGGCAAACUUCACGCACAGGCUAAAAUUCGAAUUCCACGCCAAGCAGGCAAACGGGUCUGAGUUUAGCGUGGAGAUGAAAGGAAUGCUUCUUGCCAACGCACUAUUUCUUGGAUCUUUCAUUGUGCUGAUGCAUUGGUUCAUAAAGAGGACAUUGGCUUUUGCAAAAAGUGCAGGCUAUGUCCAUCCAGUGAUUUGGACUCUAGCGUCCGGAAUGAUCACGCAGUUCAUUGCUCAGGUGAUGCACACCAUCCACUUGUUGGCCUACAAGUAUGAUGGAGAUGGGCUGAAGGCCUGUGAGGUCCUCUCCGAGAUCCUUUUCAUGCUAGCGCAGGUGAUUCAGACAUCCCUGCUCAUAUUGAUAGCUCUGGGCUAUACACUCCUGCAGUCCAAGAUUGGGGAGCUAGACUUGAUGAUCCCAAUGUGCUUCAUGAUUGGGGUUAUACACAUCAUGUUGGUCGGCUUUGGCAAGAUCAAGGAUGACGCGUCCUACAAAUAUCACGAAAAUGAAGGAGUCAUUGGCUGGAUCUUGCUGGUGCUUAGGUUGGGUCUUUAUGGCUGGUUCUUGUGGGCUGUUCAGUCCUCUGCGCGAGAGGGUGGCUUCAAGAUUGCAAACUUCCUGCAGCAAUUCCGUAUUGCGGGGUCGUUGUAUUUCUUGGCUUUCCCAGGCAUCUUUCUCGUAACUCAGCUAUUUGCUCCCUACCUGCAGCACUUUGUCAUGACAAUAGGUCAAAUGUUCAUGCAGACCGGCUUCAACCUCUGGCUUUCCUCCCUCUUUCUGACUCGAGGAGAGUACUUCAAGGCACUGGACCCCCUUCACUGGACUAGUUUUGGCUCCUGCCAAGCUACAGACCGUCCAGAGCCGUUUGCAACGUCUUAA
Molecule: messenger RNA, 1388 nt
Organism: Cladocopium goreaui
Lineage: Eukaryota; Dinophyceae; Suessiales; Symbiodiniaceae
Source: the annotation of a GenBank genome assembly